Trichobilharzia regenti is the source of this 3258-nucleotide messenger RNA. Lineage: Eukaryota; Metazoa; Platyhelminthes; Trematoda; Strigeidida; Schistosomatidae. The record is from the annotation of a GenBank genome assembly.
AUGGCCCCUAUUGCGUUCGCUUGUCGGGCGCAUGUUGUAAAUAAGAGUCACCAAAUAUUCAAUGCGAAACUAGUUAUUUGGAAGCAUCGCUGUCUCAGCACAACGAAUCACUCAACACAGUUAGGUACCGCGUUCACUGAGUUACGUAUUGGCGUACCCAAAGAGUCAUUCACUGACGAAAGACGAGUUGCAGUUACGCCACAAACCGCACAACUUUUUAUUAAACGUGGUUUCAAUGUUUUUGUUGAAUCUGGUGCUGGUGUUGAAGCGAAUUUCUUAGAUUCAGAUUAUGUAACUGCCGGGGCUAGAAUAAUCUCAGAUGGUGUAGAAAGCCUUUAUCAUCAAAGUGAUAUAGUGCUGAAGGUUAGGCCGCCGUCAAUUAGUUCACCAAUCAGAUCGUCAGAUGAAGUCAGUAUGAUAAAACCGAACAGCACGUUGAUCAGUUUAGUAUAUCCUGCAAAGAAUAAGUCGUUAAUUGAUGAAUUAAGUAAGAAGAAUGUUAAUUUACUCGCCUUGGAUUGUAUACCACGCAUAAGUCGUGCUCAGUCGUUCGACGUGUUAUCCUCUAUGGCUAAUAUUGCUGGAUAUAAAGGUGUCAUUGAAGCGGCUGGAUUGUUCAAUCGAUUUUUUGCAGGUCAGAUCACUGCAGCUGGUAGAAUUCCCCCGGCAAAAGUGUUGGUUGUUGGUGGUGGUGUUGCAGGUCUAUCAGCUGUUAGUACAGCUAGAAGUCUAGGCGCUGUGGUACGCGCUUUUGAUACGCGUGAAGCAGUUCGUGAGCAAGUGGAAUCAUUCGGUGCAGAAUUUUUAACUGUCGAUAUACAAGAGUCAGGUGAAGGAAUAGGUGGUUAUGCUAAAGAAAUGUCUCAAAAAUACCUGGAAGCAGAGAUGGAGUUAUUCGCAAAACAAGCGAAAGAAGUAGACAUUAUAAUUACUAGCGCUUUAAUUCCAGGGAAACCAGCACCGAGACUAAUUACAAAGGCUAUGGUAGAAUCAAUGCGUCCAGGAUCAGUUAUUGUUGACUUGGCUUCAGAUGCUGGUGGGAAUGUAGAAACAACAGUACCUGGAAAAUUAACCUAUCAUCAUGAUGUUGCUCAUAUUGGUUACAUGGAUCUGCCUAGUCGACUACCUGGUCAGUCAUCGACAUUAUUUUCUAAUAAUGUAGCUAAUUACCUCUUAUCGAUGACUCCACCUGAUGCAAAAGAUCGAUUUUAUAUAAACUUAGAAGAUGAUGUUAUCCGUGAUAGUAUUGUACUACAUAAUGGAAAACUUAUGUGGCCACCGCCUGCUCGACCACAACCAGCACCUGUGAAACGUGAACAACAGUCAGUUAAAGCAGCAGAGAGUGUUACACCACAACCAAGCGAUUCAUCAGUAAUUUUAAGAAGAAAACUACGUUCUGUCAUCUCUACUUCGGUUGGUUUGACAGGUUUAGUUGGAGUGGGAUUGUAUUCCCCAUCACCAGCGUUUACUACAAUGCUAACAACAUUUGGUCUUUCAGGUAUUGUAGGUUAUCAUACCGUUUGGGGUGUCACUCCAGCUCUUCAUUCCCCAUUGAUGUCUGUGACAAAUGCUGUAUCUGGAAUUACAGCUGUCGGCGGUCUACUUCUUAUGGGUGGUGGUUUAUAUCCAUCGACGAUACCUGAAGGAUUAGCAGCAUCAGCAACUCUUCUGUCAGCUAUCAAUAUUGGCGGUGGUUUUGUCGUUACUCAAAGAAUGCUUGACAUGUUUAAACGUCCUACUGAUCCAGCUGAAUAUAAUUAUUUAUUCAGUAUUCCUGCUGUUGCCCUCCUUGGCAGCUAUGGAUAUGCUGCACUCACUAUGCCUUCAGCGAUACUGGAUGAUAUGCAUGAAACUACCUAUUUGGCUUCUUCACUGUGUUGUAUUGGAGCGUUGACUGCUUUAUCAAGUCAAAAACUUUGCCGUGUUGGUAAUGCGAUAGGUGUGAUUGGUGUUACAAGUGGAUUAAUGACCACUCUAGGAUUAAUUCACCCAAAUCCAGAAUUAUUGACUCAAAUGGCAGCUUGCUUAGCUGGUGGUUCGUUGAUUGGUGCUGUCGCUGCUAAACGAAUACAAGUUACAGAUUUACCACAAAUGGUUGCUUUAUUCCAUAGCCUUGUUGGUGCUGCUGCUGUACUCACUUGUAUUGCAAAUUAUAUGAUUGAAGCUCCACAUCUACUAUUAAUUCCAGAAUCCUAUGGUGCUCUACAGUUGAUGAAGACUGUUGCCUAUUUAGGCACAUAUAUCGGUGGCAUUACGCUAACUGGGUCAUUAAUAGCCUUUGGUAAACUACAAGGCUUAUUACAUUCAACUCCCCUGUUAUUACCAAUGAGAAAUGCAUUGAAUGCUAGUUUAGCAACAUUAUCUGCUGGUUGUCUGAUUGGUCUACUUUCACUUGGUCCUGAAGCAGUAGGACCUGGACUUGCUCUGCUUAUUGGUGGAGCUGGUAUAGCUGGUGGUAUAUCUGGGCUGACUUUGACAGCUGCUAUUGGAGGUGCUGAUAUGCCUGUUGUAAUUACAGUGUUGAAUAGUUAUUCUGGUUGGGCAUUAUGCGCUGAAGGUUUCAUGUUGAAUAACAGUUUAAUGACUGUAGUCGGUGCUUUAAUUGGAUCAUCUGGUGCUAUUCUCUCGUAUAUUAUGUGUAAAGCAAUGAAUCGUUCCUUACCGAAUGUUAUUCUUGGCGGUUAUGGAACUAGUUCAUAUUCUGGUGGAAAAGCAAUGGCGAUUACAGGUACUCAUCGAGAAACAGAUGUACCAACAGUUGUUAGUUACCUUGAAAAUUAUAAAGAUAUUAUUAUCACGCCUGGUUACGGCUUGUGCGUUGCCAAAGGACAAUAUCCAUUAGCUGAGCUAGCUAAAGAAUUAAUUAAACAAGGGAAACGUGUACGAUUUGCUAUACAUCCUGUUGCAGGACGUAUGCCUGGACAGCUGAAUGUUCUCCUGGCUGAAGCUGGUGUACCAUAUGAUAUUGUCUAUGAAAUGGAUGAGAUAAAUGAUGAUUUUCCCAAGACAGAUCUAGUUCUAGUGAUUGGAGCUAAUGAUACAGUGAAUUCAGCUGCUGAAGAAGAUCCAAAUUCAAUUAUAGCUGGUAUGCCUGUUCUACGGGUAUGGUUAGCUAAAAAGGUGAUCGUGGUGAAACGAACCCUGGGAGUUGGUUAUGCUGCUGUGGAUAAUCCUGUUUUCUUUAAAGAAAAUACUGAUAUGCUAUUGGGUGAUGCUAAAACUAUAUGUGAUGGUCUUUUGAAUGCAUUUAAAAAAUAG